This is a messenger RNA of Helicoverpa zea (corn earworm), 492 nucleotides long. RefSeq lists its product as uncharacterized. The transcript has 4 exons. The record is from RefSeq and is a predicted model, not a curated record. NCBI's taxonomy places the organism in Eukaryota, Metazoa, Arthropoda, Insecta, Lepidoptera, Noctuidae. The coding region runs from base 1 to 492 and encodes 163 amino acids.
AUGUGGAUCGCAAAGUUGGCUCCGAAGUAUUUUUUAUGUAAAUAUGAUUUGCGAAAGGGUUCGCUAGUUGUUGGUGGAUUUAUGUUGGUAAUCAGUAUUAUUUGCGUGAUUACUCUCACCGUUCAGAUCCUGUACUACAAAGAAGGCGAGGGAUGCACUGUGCUAGUGAUGCGUAAUGCGUAUAGUUACAGCAUCAACGCCCUAAUUUACUGCAUCCUCAUGAUCUUCAUUCAUAUCUGGUUUAUCUGGGGAGUUCAGACUCAAAAAUCAUCAGUGGUGCUGGGCUGGGUGGUGAUCACGGGCAUGUGGUGGGCACAGUCGGUGUUCCUUGUGUUGGUACUGAUGUGCAUGUACAUCACUGGCUGUCUCGGCUUGCUGGUGGCCCUUUCAUGUGCGGUGGCGGCUUUUAUGAUUUUAGCUUACUUCAUCCUAGUGGGCUUCGGCUACUGGCUGCAGAUUCGAAAAACCUCACCAGACACAGCACCUCCUUAG